AUCAACGCGGUGCCACGCAUUUCCCGCACCCGCGCCUAUUCUCAGUUAGUCUGAGCACCUCUUCAUGUUAAAGCCGUGGAAAAUGGCGUCAGAGGCGAUCAAGCCUGGUUGCGAGGGCUUCUGGUUCGGUCACUCCGUCAUCGCCCGCCGGCCGGCCGUCAUUCAGCCAUCUCAGUGGCGGCCGCAGCGUUCUGCCUUUACCUUAGCGGCCAAACGAAGCCCCAAACGCCUCAAAUACGCCACCCAGCGCCUCUUCAAGAAGGGGGAGGAAAUGGUCUAUGUGGAGAUGGACCCAAUGGUAGCAGAUACGUGGAAGUUGGAACCUGUGGUGCAGCUGAUCAAGGACGGAGCGGUCGGUGUAAUCCCUACGGAUACUGUGUAUGCUAUUGUUUGUGAUUUGCGAAAUUACUCCUCUAUUGAACGUCUUCGAAGAAUCAAAGGUGUGGGGAAUUCAAAGCCCCUUAGUAUCUUGUGCCGUUCUUUACAAGACAUAGACAUAUAUACGACAGGCUUCCCUCGGGGCAAUGCCUAUGGCCAGACAAAUAUAUUUAGAGCUGUCAAGCAUUGUCUGCCUGGGCCUUAUACCUUUAUACUACCUGCUAGUAAAGAGUUACCAAAACAAUGUAUUAGGAGUGGCCCUAGUGCAAAAUAUACAUCAAGGAAGCAUGUCGGUGUUCGCAUACCUGAUGACAUAAUUUGCCAGACCAUAUUAAAAAAUCUGGAUGCACCUUUGAUAAGCACAAGCGUGAAGUGUCCUGCAGAAAACCAGUGGAUGAUUGACCCUGUAAUGAUAGCUGAUAUUUAUGAGCCGGAGGGUCUGGAUUUUCUUGUUGAUGGCGGCAUACGAGUGGCAGAUCCCUCCACGGUUGUUGAUAUGACAAUAAGUCCUCCAACAAUUAUUCGGCUGGGAAAGGGCCCAAAGCUGGAUUGGAUGGAUGUUGAAGGCGAGGAUCCUUCAGCACAGGAAACUCUCCUUCCACUCCCAGUCUGAGGGCUGCUUGAAUUGGAUGGACCUUGAAUGCAAAAGUUGAUAUACCAAUCAAGAUGCAACUCGUACAAGCAGUUUGAAGGUACUUUUUCAGAAAUUUCGAACUAUGAGCGGUCAAUAAUCUGCAUGUUUUUGUAGAAUUCCACAUCUAACCUCAGAUACCAUGGAUCACUCCAUAAAUACCUAUAGCUCUAGCUUGUAUCACGAAGAAAGAUAAAUUAACUAAUGUAAAUUACUACAUUGCCAAAGACAUUGAAAAUAAUUCAUCCACGUA
This is a messenger RNA of Dendrobium catenatum, 1262 nucleotides long. RefSeq lists its product as uncharacterized. The record is from RefSeq and is a predicted model, not a curated record. Lineage: Eukaryota; Viridiplantae; Streptophyta; Magnoliopsida; Asparagales; Orchidaceae. Gene Ontology annotation, molecular function: double-stranded RNA binding. The coding region runs from base 65 to 991 and encodes 308 amino acids. The transcript has 10 exons.